Thamnophis sirtalis is the source of this 6297-nucleotide messenger RNA. It is a transcript of the gene TRIM23, whose product is annotated as tripartite motif containing 23. Gene Ontology annotation, molecular function: zinc ion binding; GTP binding; GTPase activity. The record is from RefSeq and is a predicted model, not a curated record. NCBI's taxonomy places the organism in Eukaryota, Metazoa, Chordata, Lepidosauria, Squamata, Natricidae.
UCCGCGCAUUCCUCCCCCUCCUCCGUCUCCAGGGGGGCCUCCGCUGUAGGUUCCCUAGUGGAGUCCACUUUCUCUCGGGCGUUCUCCUUCCUCGUCCAAGAUGGCAACGCUAAGUGUAAACAAAAUCGGGUCUGGCGCUGGGAUGGAUGCCGGGAACAGGCACAGCCGGAAUCCGGCGGGGCCUGUUGUGAAGGUUUUGGAAUGUGGAGUCUGUGAAGAUGUAUUUUCAUUGCAAGGAGACAAAGUUCCCAGACUUCUUUUAUGUGGUCAUACUGUCUGUCAUGACUGUCUUACUCGACUUCCUCUCCAUGGUAGAGCAGUUCGGUGUCCUUUUGAUCGACAAGUUACUGAACUAGGUGAUUCUGGUGUAUGGGGAUUGAAAAAAAACUUUGCUUUGUUGGAACUCCUGGAGCGAUUGCAGAAUGGAUUAGGUGGUCCGUGUGGAACAAUUGAAGAAACUAUUGGCCUAUCCGGAGAGUGCAUUAUCCGAUGUGAUGAAGAUGAUACUCAUCUGGCUUCUGUGUACUGCACUGUUUGUGCUACUCACCUGUGUACAGACUGUUCCCACCUUACACAUUCUACAAAGACACUAGCAAAACACAGACGUGUGCCCCUUGCUGAUAAGCCACAUGAAAAGACGAUGUGUUCUCAGCACCAAGUGCAUGCCAUUGAAUUUGUAUGUUUGGAAGAAGGUUGUCAGGCCAGUCCUCUUAUGUGUUGUGUUUGCAAAGAAUACGGAAAACACCAGGGUCAUAAACACAGUAUUUUGGAACCAGAAGCAAAUCAGAUCCGCGCUUCCAUUUUAGAUAUGGCUCAUUGUAUAAGAACUUUCACAGAAGAAAUCUCAGAUUAUUCUCGGAAACUAGAUGGAAUUGUACAACAAAUAGAGGGAGGAGAACAGCUCUUCGAAGAUGGUAUAGGAAUGACCCAUACAGAACAUAUUCCAGGCACUGCAGAGAAUGCUCGGUCAUGUAUCAGAGCCUAUUUUUCUGACCUUCACGAGACUCUUUGCCGCCAAGAAGAAAUGGCACUUAGUGUGGUAGAUGCACAUGUGCGAGAGAAAUUGAUCUGGCUUAGGCAACAGCAAGAAGAUAUGACUAUCCUGUUAUCACAAGUUUCAACAGCAUGUCUUCACUGUGAAAAGACUUUACAACAGGAUGACUGUAGAGUUGUUUUGGCUAAACAAGAGAUUACAAGGCUUUUAGAAACAUUGCAGAAACAACAACAACAGUUUACAGAACUUGCAGACCACAUUCAACUUGAUGCUAGCAUUCCAGUUACUUUUACAAAGGACAACAGAGUACACAUUGGACCAAAAAUGGAGAUUAGAGUGGUGACCCUUGGAUUAGAUGGAGCAGGCAAAACUACUAUUUUAUUUAAACUAAAACAAGAUGAGUUCAUGCAACCCAUUCCAACUAUAGGUUUUAAUGUUGAGACAGUAGAAUAUAAAAACCUGAAAUUUACUAUUUGGGAUGUAGGUGGCAAACACAAACUGAGGCCUUUAUGGAAACAUUAUUACCUCAAUACACAAGCUGUGGUCUUUGUCAUUGAUAGCAGCCAUAGAGACAGAGUCAGUGAGGCACACAGUGAACUUGCCAAACUAUUAACAGAGAAGGAGCUGCGUGAUGCUUUGUUACUGAUCUUUGCCAACAAGCAGGAUGUGCCAGGGGCACUUUCAGUAGAAGAAAUCACAGAAUUACUGAAUCUCCACAAACUUUGCUGCGGUCGUAGCUGGUACAUUCAAGGUUGUGAUGCCCGAAGUGGCAUGGGACUUUACGAAGGACUGGAUUGGCUUUCAAGGCACCUGGUAGCUGCAGGUGUACUGGAUGUGGCUUAAGAGAGCCAGUAAGCAUAAAGAUUAGUUGUUUAUUUAUGUGAAUUGAUAUGAUCAGAUACGAACUUCAUCUAAACCUGUUAAUCCUUAAAAACAUUUUGUUGGAAUGCUAGACUGAAGCACAGUGUAGGUAUAACUUGUGUAAAUUACAGUAACCAAAUAGAGUGAUCUAAUGUAUUUGUGGGAAAGGUGCCUUAAUUUCUUUUAAAGAAAUUUGAACUGAGGAUCUUCAGCCUUCCCUAUUAAACAUCCUUCUCUCAGGACUUAGCAUCUAUUUAAUUCUACUUCUUUCAGUGAUGGCCUUGCUGCAUUCACUUGCUCUCGCAGACUUGGGUGCAUGUAUAACCAUUAUUUCACAUUACCAACAUAGUUUACUAUAUAUUAAAGCGAAGCAGGAACUGAUUGAACAAAUGCUUGGUUUUGGUUAAUAGCUCUUGCUCUUAAAAUUCAAGCCCAUAUCUAUACAAGUAUACUAAUAACAGUUUUCCACUUGUGCUAUAGACUUACUAUUGCUUUUAUGUAUUUCUUUUAUUCUUAUUUUACUCAAUUUGGAUGCUGCUUUUGAGGAAACUCUUCUCUGAUAUUAAAUAAUUAUACAUUUUUGCACAUAUCUAGGUAAAAUUUCCUAUAAACAUAGGAUUUUUUUGGUCUGUAUCUUGGAAAAACUGUUGUGCUGAUCAAAGACUUAUUACUGUUAUUUUGCAAAUGUGGCUUACAAAGUAUAUAUUGAGGCUGCCUAAAAUUGCAUUAACACAUGCUAAUUUUUAGAUACAUUUAGAAAUUUCUAAUGUACAAAUAUUCCAUCCAUUCAGAGUUAAGAAAGGAUUAAGUAUAAUAUCUGACAGAUUUGAAGUUACUCUGACCCGUUCAUAAAUAUAUUGUGUGCUUUAAUUGCACAUGAUGAUUUUUUAACUUGUUGAAAUCAUAUAGCCUAUUUAAUUGUGGUUAAUUUUUCUUGCACACAUUACUUGUUACUGGUGUGCUUUCGAUAAAUUAUGAGCAGCCUUGAAAAUGCAGAAAUAAAUAACAGUAGUGAAAUAGGACCUCCACUAAUGUAGUUGAGAUGAGAAGUUUAAAAAUUAAUAGUGCAGGUUGUAGCAAACAUGGAAGAUUCAACAAACCAUUUGUUCAACUCUAGAAAGGGCAGGAAAUUUUUGCCCAGAAAAAAAUGCAUUCUAAUAAAAAUGGAGAGGAAAAUGAAGGCAGUCUCUUGAAUAUUAAAAUGAUAAGAGCAGCAUUUCUCAACUUAAUUAUUUACAAAGAUGUCAAAGUUACACAUUCUCACUGUGAAUUGUGGGAAAUGUACCAGCCCAUCCAAAUAGUUUCAGCUUAGAUAAAAAGUGUCCUGACUGUUUUAUUUGCUUUUUCAAUUUUAUGUAGACUGCUUCUGCUACAUGCCUUUCUUGUUUCUUUCUCUCUUCACAUUAUUUUUUACCAAAAUUCUCUGUAGCGGUUGGGUUUUUACAUCUUUGACAGAUUGCUGUCUCUUAAAUUUCUUGUAAUAAAAAUUCAUGAAAAGCCCCUAUCCACAGAUUGUUUGUCUUCUACUAUACUUAUCUUAGUUGGGAUGUUGUUGGGAGUAAAAACAGCACUGCCUUACAGAAAAGCUACCAGUUAGAUAUGUGGCAGAUACGAUUUCGAAUUAUGUAACAAAUGUUUCAGAAUUUACAACUACCAGUCUUUGCUUAAAUUGGUACAUGGAAAUCAGACUUUCUUUAAAAGACACUGUGCCAUUGUCUUAGCAUCUUAGCAUUUUUUUAGUUGAGAUUGCAUGUCAGAAUCCCUUCUCAUUUCCUUGUCAUCUUAAUGCUUAUCAGAAUUUGGGGAUUGUUAGGCUUUACAGUUCAUUCUAAUCUGUUUAAUAUUUAAUUAUUCAAAAUCUGUUUUAUGAGGAGAUGUUGGAAAGUUGAAGAUCCUUUGGUUUUCAUUCAUAUAUGUAUGUAUGUGUGUGUGUAUACAUACAUACAUACAUACAUACAUACAUACAUACAUACAUAUGUAUGAGAGACAUGGAAACACACUAUCUCCCUACUGCCACAGACUGCACAUUUGUUUCUACUUUAAUUUGAACUAAGAUUUGCUUUUAAUUUUUUUUACUAUGAUUCUAUAAAGAUAAUCUUUCAUUUUCCCUCUUGAUAUUAGUUGGCUUAUUGAUGGAGAAAGUUCUAUGAAUUGGUAAUUUUGAUGUUUAAUAUUGUUUAAUUCUUUGACUAUGUUUUAUCAAGUAAUACACAUUCUAAGGGUCAUGCUUUACCAUGGUUAAUAAUUUCAUGCUAAUACUUGAAUUCAUUCAUUUUGACAUGCACUAAAUUUUAAGGUAAAGUUUGCUUGAUAGAGUAACUUGAAAGAGAAGUUUAUACAUAAGUAAAUGUUCAGAUUCAGAAUUCUGACUGAGUGCUAGUCAGUGGUUCUGUGUUUUAAGACUACAAACGGUGAAGCUAUAGCUAUCUUAAGAAGCAAGAAUUUCCUUAAUAAAAUGUUUCUUACUAAAGCAAUAGUUCACCAAAAGUUCAGUGACAAUUAAAUCAGGAUUUAGAUAGCAAAUAUCUAAACCAUCAUCAAUAAUAAAUGACCAAUAAAAGACCAGUUUAUCUCUUUAAAAAUGGAGUUGCUGAGGAGUCCAGAAGCUCCAUUGAUGAUUGGAAGUAUGUGGCAGAACUAGGGAAAACAAUUAGCAGUGUUGAUAGGUUGCCAGAAUCAGAACCCUAGGGAAGAUGAAACUAAGAGUUCCUUCUUGGCCUACUCAUUGAAUACAUAAAAAGGUCAGAACCUGCUGCCAUGCAUGAAGUUCAUUCAGAUUGCAAAAGGAGACAUUGUUACUUCUCUCUACUGUGAUUGACUUGAGACUUUGCUACUUGCUUCAGUAGUGCAUGGGCUGCAGUGAAGCAUCAGUCCAGAAUUUGGAUACCCAAUCAUAAGAUCCUUGUUGAAUGGUAUUCCAAAGUCUGUAGACUGUAAGUAAGGUAGUUGCAGUCAUUUACAACCUAGUCUUGACUCUGUGCUGUUUCUUUCUCUUACUUCCCUGUUAAUACUUUCCAAUUAAUACUAUUGGCACAAAGUGUGUCUGCCUCUUCAAAAUAUAAUUGAAGUGCUUGAAUCAUGUUACACAGCACAAGCAUAUGUUUGUGUGUUGUGUUGUUCGUUGGAGCUUAAUCAUAAAUAACUUUCGGGAUCAUAGUUUUAUCAGCUUAGUGAAAUAUCAGUUCAUCUUUAAAACAUAAUCAUUUCUGAAACAAGGUCAGUGAAAGAACUUUUAAAUUGUAGCCAUUGUUUUUUUUCAUAACUACUGUGUUGAAGUAGUAAGUAAUGCUGCAUAUAAUUGUCUUAAAAGUUUAAAAAAUGCUACCUAUUUGAGAUAAAAUAUUUGCCAUUGGUUCCCUCUCUUUGGGGAUAUGUUUGGAUGACAGGCAUGUUUCAGCAUUCUGUAGCAUUUAUGCAUUAAUGGAAACCUUUAAUGUAUUAAAAUAAUUGGCUAUAGAUAUCUAAAUACUAUAAAAGUAGCGAUUAUUUGCCACAAACAUUUCUUACCUGCUUCAACUCCUGUCAAAAUACACUGCAAGUUUAGAUGUGUUUAAGAGCUAGGUUGUAGGUGCAAAGCCUGUGUCUGUGAAGUAAUUUGAAAGGUUUUACUAUAUUUUACUGGUCAGACUUCUGCUACUGUAUGCCUUGCUUUUAUUUCAUUUUAAUGCUAUUAGGCUGCAUGAUACCACUUGAUAUAUAGCAGUUCAAAAGGCUGACUGUAAAUUGUUUUAUCAUUGGUUUUAAAUGCUGUUGCUUGCUUCAUGUAAAACUCUGAAGGUGUUGAUUUUAGGAGAAUGUGCAGAAAUAUUUGUUGGUUAAUAUUGACAAAGUUGAGCUCUGCUGCAAAUAUAGUGUACUUGUAUAAAAGUAUUAUUUAACUGAAAGUCACAAAAGCUACUGUGAAUAUAACUAUUAUAGUUGUCUGAAUUCAAGUUUUACCAAAAUUAGCUCUUCUUGUUUGUAUUGUAUAUAACUUGUUCAAGCAGAAAUUAAAAACUUGCUUCAUACAUCAUUGACCUUUAAUUUUCUUUAGUGUACUAAUGAGUGCAAGUUUUUAAAAUUGUUUUAGCUCCAAAGAAUUUUUAAGAGCUUCAUAUAAACUGUUUUAAGAGUGGGCUGUAUUUGAUUAAAGAUAGAUUUGUAAAAUAAUGAUACAGUAGAAUUUUGAUUAAAUGCAGUGUUCAACAAUGCUAAAGAAAGGUAUCAUAUAGUAUCAUUUAUAAAAUGAUACCAUAUGCAACGAUACCCAGUUACACAGUAGCUUAUAACUUUAUGCCAUGAGUUAUUUUCUAAUUACUAACAGGAAUAGGUCAAAGGAAGAGGAGUUAUUGCAUAAAAAUAUCCAUCUUCUGCACCUGUAAUACAUGUAAAAUAGCUCACAAAAAUAAAUAUUUAACAGUUGUGAUAGUGAAUGUAGUAAUAAAGUUAUUUCAUCCAAACUG